Molecule: messenger RNA, 1485 nt
Organism: Candidozyma duobushaemuli
Lineage: Eukaryota; Fungi; Ascomycota; Pichiomycetes; Serinales; Metschnikowiaceae
Gene: EFG1
Product: KilA-N domain-containing central transcriptional regulator EFG1
Exons: 1
Coding region: 1-1485 (494 amino acids)
Biological process (GO): positive regulation of transcription by RNA polymerase II
Cellular component (GO): nucleus
Molecular function (GO): DNA-binding transcription factor activity; sequence-specific DNA binding
Source: RefSeq, a predicted model, not a curated record
AUGUCCACACAGCAGUUCCAGUAUCCUAAAUCUUACUACCAGCUGGAGCCUUACCCUUCCCAGCAACACAUGAACGGAAGCGGAACCCAAGGUCUGAACCAGACCCAACAGCCGGGCCAGUCUCAAGGCCAGCCCAUGUCUCAACUGCAGUUGCUUUCCCAGUACCAGCAGCACCCCUAUGGCCUGUACUACAACCCAGGCCAGAUGCCCAUGCAGCAGAUACAGCAGCCUCAACAGCAGUACCAGCAGUACCAGCAGCAGCAGCAGUCUCAGCAGCACCAGGGCACCCAGGGCACCGACUACCUGUCCCACUACCCAGGCUACCUGAGCUCCCUGGCUCCUUACAACCAGUAUCCUGUUUACCAGCAGGGCCAGCAGCAUCCCCAGGGUCAGGUGUACGCUCCCAACCAGUCUGCCCAGCAGGCGCCUUCUGGUUCUGCCAGUUCCACCGCUCCUUCUGUGCAACUGGGCCAGCCUCAGCCCGGUUCGGUCUCGGCCACCACCGCAGGCGGCCCAGCGUCUACUAAAGGCCUGGUGUCGUCUGACUCUUUGGGAGGAAACGCCAAUUCUGCCGUUGGCCAGUACCAGCCUCCAGGCAUUCGUCCUCGUGUCACCACCACCAUGUGGGAGGAUGAAAAAACCUUGUGCUACCAGGUGGACGCCAACAACGUCUCCGUGGUUCGUCGUGCCGACAACAACAUGAUCAACGGCACCAAGCUCUUGAACGUGGCCCAGAUGACGCGUGGUCGCCGUGACGGUAUCUUGAAGCUGGAGAAGGUUAGGCAUGUUGUCAAGAUCGGAUCGAUGCACUUGAAAGGUGUGUGGAUUCCGUUCGAGAGAGCCUUGGCCAUGGCUCAGCGUGAAGGUAUCGUCGACUUGUUGUACCCAUUGUUUGUCAGGGACAUCAAGAGAGUGAUCCAGACCGGCGUCACCCCAGCAGCCCUGGGCACCUCCAACUCGGGCGCCACCUCCAACGCCAAAAACACCCCUCUUGUUGCCAACUCCAACUCCACUUACCCUUCGGGCUCCGCCUCCACCGCCGCAGCCUCCUCCAACCCUAAUGUGGGCUACUACUCCCAGUAUCCAUCGCAGUACCCACCUGCGGGAGGUGCUGCCGGCUCUGGUUCUGCUGCUGCCUCCUCCUUGGGCGAGUCCUCCUCUGCUGCUCCCCAGCAACAGGGCCAGCAGGUUGGCCAGCAGCUGAUGUACCCAUACUCGCAGCCCUACUUCAACCAGUACUACUCGUACGGCCAGGGCUCUGGAUCUGGCGGCGCCGGCUCCUCGGGCUACUCGUCCUACUCUGCACCAAUGUAUUCUGCCUACGGCUACAACCAGGUUCCAGGACAACAGCACCAGGGGGUUCCUUACCAGGGCCAGCAGGUUCACCAGCACGCUCAGUCGCAAGCUCAACAGCUGCAACCACUGGGCCAAGCAGGGUCGCCUGACGAUAAAAAGGCUGAUUUGAAGAACGACGCCAAGAAGUGA